CACCUAUACCCGGGUUACGUCGCGUCGUGUUUGAUUUUUGGAUAAAUUUGGCAAAAUUAAGGGGUUUUCGUUAGGUUGAAGUUGGAAUUAGGGUUAUAUUUUGAUGCCUUGUUAAUUUGCCGGUCCUUAUGGAACGAAAAUAGGGUUUUAUUUGUUGUUUCUGAAGGGUAAAAUCUAGUGCGAUCCGGUUUUAAAAGGAAGGAAGGUCGCUUGAUGGAGGAGCAACAGGUAGAGAUGAGUUCAGGAGUAUGUCCCUUCACGCUCACCAAGAAUCUCCUGUAUCACACCCUCCUGACGGGGGUGCUGCUUGUGGUGGCAGUAACUCAGGGCAUCUUUCUUGACGUCUACAUCAUCAGCAAUGACCACACAGCCAUCGUCAACUACUUCUGGCUUAUCCCAGACUUUCUGAUGGUGUUUGGGUUCGUGGCUGCCAUGUCAUCAGGCUACAGAAACUGCAAGCUGGAGCAGCACCCGCCCAACGUCAAUGUGGAAGGCAAACGGAAGGAGGAGGGCACCAGGUGGCGGAAAGUGGAAGUUAUUCUAGGCAAGCAUGCCAUGCCCUUUUAUGUCUGGAUGGUUUACUCUGUGCUGCUGGUGGCCAAAGUGGUCAUCAUCUUCAAGUCGGAGAUCCCCAACAAGAUCGAUACUACGGAUGCUCUGAGCCCUCAGCUGCUCAAGAUUGUUCUGUCGCUGUCAUGCAUUGUGUUUGCACUCCUCGUUGAAGGCCAGGCGACGGUUGGAGCCAGCUCUGAAAGGGAGACAUACAUUAGGUCACUUGCACAAGGGACUGCAAUGGAGAUACUAGACUCGGUUACAUUCAUAUCACUUUUAAUACAGUCAGAAUCAGGAUUUCUCUUCCCAGACUUUAUGGAAAACAUCAUCAUUGCAUUUUCAUGUAUAAACUUCUUCCUACCUGGGAUAGCUUUGGUGAAACUGAGUCGUAGUAAUUAUGGCAGCAGUGCUAUUUGUCUAGUGUCCUCUAUUGUUUACAAAAUGAGUCACCUGUGGCUGAUCAACUUCUCAUAUUUUAUCAUCCGAGUCCACCUGUGGGCUGGCUUAUCAAUAUCAGUGUCGCCCUUCAUCGUUAAAAACCUGUGCAACAUGUUCGUCACCAUGAAGUCUGUCUGGGGAGACCUGAAGCAGUUAAAAGUUGUUGUGCACAACUACACGAAUCGUAAGAGGCGAGUGCAUGGCAACACAGGGGUCACACCAGUUGUCGACCUGAAUACUGGAAAUGGCAGUUCGGAGUGGAUGCAAGCGGGAAGUGACAGGUUUGAGGAGAUUGAUCUGAAGAGUGACAUACCACGUAGUAAUACUGACGUGGUUGAUAAGUAACUACAUAACUUUUUAAUUUUUUUUUUAACCUUUGAUUUAUUUUUUCAAACCACAAAGGCUGUGAUGAUAGAUAGAAUCUGAUAAAUGUGUUAAGAGUUAUGCAAACAUAUCAGAAGAAUUCCUUGGUAAGUGUUUUCUCAUGCAUGAUACUGAUUUAUAAUCAAAAUUAAUGGUUAUAAGGAUUUACCUGAUACUUGCAGUGAUAUUUCAAAAUAUGGAGAUGGAAGUGUACGAGUACAAGACUCAAGCUUUAUUAUAGCAAAAGGAUAAUUGAUUAUUAAAUUGACUCUGUUGCAAAGGCUGGUACGACUACUACUGUUAUUACUGUUGCUGCUACUACUACUUAAUACAACUAUUACUUACUAUGACUACUCCCUACUACAAAUACUACUUAUUACAAAUGCUACUUACUAUGAUCACUACGACUACUACUAAAACAAUAACUACUACUAUUACUACUACUACUGUUACUUCUACUAUUACUUACUACAACAAAGACUACUACACCUAUUAUUAUUAAUAUUACUACUACACCAACAUCAACACUGCUACUGCUAUGCAACUUAACAACUUUUGUCUUGGCACAAAUACAAUUUCUUUCCUCGCUGUAUUGUCUUUAUGUAUAAUGUGGGAUGUCUAUAAUUAUUAGCAAAAGUAAGUUUACAUAAUAUUGUAUGUUUUGUGUUUGUUAUAUAAUAUAUUUUAUGAAGGGAACCAUACUGUUUACAUUUACUCUGCAAAGAAAUAGAAAUGAUUUGUCAUCUCUCACUGAAUGUCGAUCCAAAUAUUUUGAAAUCUCAGGAAAUAAUCUCAAUUUUUGUGUGAUAUUUUUUUGUUUUUGUUUUACUUGUGUUUGUCUGCUUUAUUUAUUAUGAUUUUGUGCUUACCUUUAUUUUCUCAGGCAAAAAAAAAAAAAAAAGGAAAAGUAAUAUGUAUUGCUUUUUAAGCUUUUUUUUAUGUUGUUUUUUUCUGUAUUUUUAUCUUAUUAUUUUAUUAGUUCUUGAAUGAAUGGGAAUACUAUAAUGCUACAAUAAUCAGUUCCUUUAACUUCUAAAAUUCUCUCUCUCUCUCUCUCUCUCUCUCUCUCUCUCUCUCUCUCUCUCUCUCUCUCUCUCUCUCUCUCUCUCUCUCUCUCUCUCUCUCUCUCUCUCUCUCUCUCUCUCUCUCUCUCUCUCUCUCUCUCUCUCUCUCUCUCUCUCUCUCUCUCUCUCUCUCUGUAUCUAGAUGACAGUAUGGCACUUUGUGUGAAUAUUGCAUAUGUUGAAUAAAAACAAUUUUUAUAUUUCUUAUUGUAUUUAUUUAUUUGUCAGUUUAUUUAACAGAAAGGAAAAAAAAGUAUGUUGGAUCCUGAAAUAAAUUUGAUGAUUGAUUCUAGGUAAAUUAUUUUUCAUUCUUUACUCUGUAACUUGCACAAAGAAUUGGAAAUCUUUACAGUUAACUUCUAAGCAUACAUUACCAAUAUAUAAAGGUCCUGCAUCCUGUCCUGUUUUAUUUAAGGUUAGGUUUUUAAAAAAUUCAACUGCUGGUAACCUUAUUAUAUAAUAAUAUUACUUCCCAUUCUAUAUGCACUCCCCCCCCCUCUCACUUUCAUUUUCUUUCUCUCUCCCCUCCCCUUCCCUUCCCUUCCCUUCCCUUCCCUUCCCUUCCCUUCCC
Molecule: messenger RNA, 2988 nt
Organism: Penaeus chinensis
Lineage: Eukaryota; Metazoa; Arthropoda; Malacostraca; Decapoda; Penaeidae
Exons: 2
Coding region: 214-1335 (373 amino acids)
Source: RefSeq, a predicted model, not a curated record